Molecule: messenger RNA, 2084 nt
Organism: Brassica napus (rape)
Lineage: Eukaryota; Viridiplantae; Streptophyta; Magnoliopsida; Brassicales; Brassicaceae
Product: protein WHAT'S THIS FACTOR 1 homolog, chloroplastic
Exons: 1
Coding region: 388-1926 (512 amino acids)
Molecular function (GO): RNA binding
Source: RefSeq, a predicted model, not a curated record
AUUUACCAAAACGCCCUUUAUCAAAACACUCGAAAGAAGAGAGAGACCAAACUACAAGAUGUUUCUCAGCCGUUCUCUCACGGCGGCAAGCGUAAGAAACAGUGACUGAAACGACAUCGUUUGCUGUGAAAGAUGAUUUUGUUUUUUUGGUAGCGUUAAUUCCAUUUCUACCCUCCCGUUUGCUCUAGUAUUACGUUCAAGACCUAUAAGAUAAUAUCAGAGUCGUCAGAGAGAUGCUUCAAGGUUUUAUGACUUCCAUCGUUAAACCCCAAUCUCAAUCUAAGGAAGAACAUAUCCUUCUGCACAACCUCUUACAACAUUCAACCCAAUCGAAAAGGUGAGACCUUUCUUCUGCAAUUUUUCAUUAUCAUUUCUCAGGCUCACCCAAUGGAUCCCAAGCUUCUCCUCUCCCCUCACAAACCCUUGUUCGUCUCUUGCAACGAAAGACCUCACCUUUCUAUCAAAUCCCGUUUCCCCACAUCCACUAUUCAAUCCGCCGCAACCUCUCAGUUCAUGGGCGAAGCUUUGAUUCUGGGGAACAAGUACACGUUCAGAACCCCUCCUCCUCGUAAAACCCUCGAGCCAGUGAGAGCUGCCGUGAAGAGAAGGAAAGAGCUCACAUUCGACAACGUCGUCCAACGAGACAAGAAACUCAAACUCGUCCUCAACAUCAGGAAGAUCCUCGUCAGCCAGCCCGACAGGACCAUGUCCCUCAGAGGGCUAGGCAAGUACAGGAGAGACCUAGGUUUGAAGAAACGCCGCCGUUUCAUAGCCCUCCUUAGAAAAUACCCAGGCGUGUUUGAGAUAGUCGAGGAAGGAGCUUACUCCUUAAGGUUCAAGAUGACGCCUGAGGCUGAGAGGCUUUACCUCGAGGAGAUGAAGAUCAAGAACGAGCUUGAGGAUGUUUUGGUCGUUAAGCUGAGGAAGCUUGUGAUGAUGUCUGUUGACAAGAGGAUACUCCUGGAGAUGAUAUCUCAUCUCAGGACUGAUCUGGGGCUUCCUUUGGAGUUUCGCGACACUAUUUGUCAGCGUUAUCCUCAGUACUUCCGCGUGGUGCCGACACCUAGAGGGCCUGCUUUGGAGCUGACUCAUUGGGAUCCUGAGCUUGCUGUGUCGGCUGCUGAGUUAUCUGAGGAUGAUAAAAUGGCUAGAGAGUCUGAAGAGAGGAACUUGAUCAUCGAUAGACCGGCUAAGUUCAAUAGAGUUAACCUACCGAGGGGUUUGAAUCUUUCCAAGAGUGAGACUAGGAAGAUAUCUCAGUUCCGUGACAUGGCUUACAUAUCUCCUUACAAGGACUUCUCUCACUUGAGGUCGGGGACGCUGGAGAAAGAGAAGCAUGCUUGUGGGGUGAUUCACGAGCUUUUGAGUUUGACGACUGAGAAGAGGACGUUGGUUGAUCACUUGACGCAUUUCCGUGAGGAGUUUAGAUUCUCGCAGCAGCUGAGAGGGAUGAUUAUAAGGCACCCUGAUCUGUUCUAUGUGUCUUUGAAAGGGGAGAGGGAUUCUGUUUUCUUGAGGGAGGCGUAUAGGAACUCUGAGUUGAUUGAUAAAGAUCCUUUGACUCUCGUGAAGGAGAAGAUGCGGGGGCUUGUGUCUGUACCGAGGUUCCCAAGAAGAGGAGGACCAAGGAAAGUUAACGAAGAGGUUGAUGGAAGCGAUGCAGAAGGUGAGGAGGAAGAAGAAAGUGAUGGUGAUGAUGAUGAUGAAGAGUGGUCUGAUGUGGAUGGUUACUUGGAAGGUGCGGAUGGUGGUGGAGAUGAUGAUGAAGGUGACUGGAGUGAUGAAGAAGGAGAAGAUGAUGUGCCUCCUAACUUUGAUGAUGAUGAAGACAGUGUGAAGAUUGGAUUGAGUCCUUCAAGUAGUCCUAGAAAGAAGAAGGAUCUCACUCCUGUGUUCCCUGACGGUACUCCAAGAGAAAAGUGGUAGAUCAUAUCAUUACAGAGCUAGUUCAAUGGAAAAAAAAACUGUUUACUUUGUCUUUGUAUCAUUAUUCUUGAAGAUGAAACACUAAUCAUAAGCUUUUGUAUGUUGUUUCUUUGUUGUUAGAACAUUUUUGAGAAUGUCAAAUUGCUUUCUGCAACGAA